UUUCUACCUCUUUACCCCCCUUUUCCCCAUCCCCACUAUCAGAUAUCCUUCGCACAAUGGCAAUCCACUACUUGAUUCUCCUGUCGAGGCAGGGCAAAGUGCGCCUUGCCAAAUGGUUCACCACUCUCUCCCCCAAGGAGAAGGCCAAGAUCAUCAAGGAUGUGACCCAGCUGGUUCUGUCGCGUCGCACCCGCAUGUGCAAUUUCCUCGAAUACAAAGACACCAAGGUCGUUUACCGUCGCUAUGCCUCCCUCUUCUUCAUCGCCGGUUGUGCAUCCACCGAUAACGAAUUGAUCACCCUUGAGGUCGUGCAUCGUUACGUCGAGCAGAUGGACAAGUACUACGGCAAUGUGUGCGAGCUGGAUAUCAUCUUCAACUUCCAAAAGGCAUACUUCAUACUCGAUGAGCUGUUGCUGGCGGGAGAAAUGCAGGAGAGCAGCAAGAAGAAUGUCUUGAGGUGCAUCAGCCAGCAGGACAGUCUGGAAGACAUGGAGGUUGAGGAAGACGUGGUCACGAAGAUUAUGUAGACGCCUCUCCGGCCCGCGAGCGUUUCUUUGUUGUUUAUACUGUUUGGGAUGUUCGUUUCUGUUUCUGGGGCAAGCUGGACUGCUAUACAUACUGGCGUUGGACGUACAUAAGCGUUGUGUUCUACUGUCUCGCGACUUGUUGCCAAGAACUAAUUAAUACCACCAUGACUACAUUCAG
Molecule: messenger RNA, 705 nt
Organism: Aspergillus costaricaensis CBS 115574
Lineage: Eukaryota; Fungi; Ascomycota; Eurotiomycetes; Eurotiales; Aspergillaceae
Product: AP-1 complex subunit sigma
Exons: 5
Coding region: 57-527 (156 amino acids)
Biological process (GO): vesicle-mediated transport; protein transport
Cellular component (GO): intracellular membrane-bounded organelle; AP-1 adaptor complex
Molecular function (GO): clathrin-cargo adaptor activity
Source: RefSeq, a predicted model, not a curated record